This is a messenger RNA of Lytechinus variegatus (green sea urchin), 1494 nucleotides long. Its product is annotated as synaptogyrin-3-like. Gene Ontology annotation, cellular component: synaptic vesicle membrane; neuromuscular junction. The transcript is spliced from 4 exons. NCBI's taxonomy places the organism in Eukaryota, Metazoa, Echinodermata, Echinoidea, Temnopleuroida, Toxopneustidae. The record is from RefSeq and is a predicted model, not a curated record. Bases 115 to 816 code for a protein of 233 amino acids.
GAGCGCACGCAUUUCAUCGCGCGCACCGCAGAUUUUAUUUAGCGAGCAAGAGGUGGAAGGAUUAAUUUGGAUCAAAUAAACCAUCGUUUUCUCAGUAAUUCUCAAGAAAACAAAAUGGAAGGAGGUGGUGCAUAUGGAGCAGGGAUGGCUGGAAAGCCAUUUGAUGUCUUAGAAUACAUCAAGAAACCUUCUGUUAUAUUGAGAUUCAUUAGUUGGAUAUUUGCCAUCAUCGUGUUUGGAUGUAUAUCAGCCGAGAAGGAUUACAAUUUUGGAGGAGGUGUUAUUGCCUGUCCUUAUGGGGGAGUGAGUGGUGCAUGCGGUUUUGGCAUCUUUGUUGGGGUGAUAGCGUUCUUAGCGUGUAUGGUUUUUCUUGCCAUCGAUGCAAUGUUUGACAACUGGAGCAAUGUGCAGCACAGAAAGAUGGCUGUCAUGGCCGAUUUAAUCUUCUCAGGUAUUUGGACCUUCAUGUAUUUUGUUUGCUUCUGCUACCUAACAAACAAAUGGGUCGGCACACCAAGCAUAGUCAAGAAUGGACCGGGAGUCAGUUCAAUUCAAGCAGCUAUCGCAUUCUCCUUUUUUUCAAUUAUAACUUGGGCUCUUCUUAGUGUGCUGGCGUUCAUGAAAUUCAGGCAAGGCUCCCAGUCUGCGUUCGCCCCCAGUUUUGAGCCUAGCGAGCAACCCACCCCUUACCCCGGCAGUACGGCAACCAGUGUGGGCAACGACUCGUACCAGCAGCCCCCGUUUGACACCGGCAAGUCCGAUGCAGGCUUAUCGGCCCCGCCCUCGCAACCUCAGUACCAGGCUCCAUCGUACUAGCGGCCGGCAUGGACAGCGCCCUCGUGUGUCCAGAGGAGCGUAGAUGCGGUGUUACUACAUCCGUGAUGCAGACAUUCUGUAAAAUGUAGAUAUAUGGUGAACCUUCCUUUUGUAGAAGUGUUAAAUAGUGUACGAGACAAAGUGUUCCAUUAUUCCAACUUGUGUUGGUUGGGGGAGAUAUCGUCAGAUGUGUAAUAAGAAAUGAAAAGUAUAUGUGACAGAGGAAUUGAAUCAAUGUGUAUUUUGAUUGCAUUUUCGAUAAUCCUGAACGUCGUGUAAAUGUGUUGCCAACACCAAAGUCUGUUAUAUUAAUAUGUGUUGUAUAAUGAGAAUAUGAUGUGAUGCUGAGAGUUAACUUGUCCCAUCCGGAGUGACCGGUUAUAUGAAAAGGCCAUGUUUAUAAAGUGAGCUACACCACCCUAACGAGAGACCCCCUUGACUUGAAUGCAAAAGUAAAGGCACGCCACCGUGUAUGUGUGUGUGAGAGGUAUUGUUAUUACCCUUCGAUGCCCUGCUGCAAAUUGAAACCCAAUCAGGAGAUGAAUGAUGUAUGCAGCAGACGCCGGCGUCACCGCCGCUCACUUCGCGUUUUAAGUCGUCUUGUUUAUACGUCAUUAUACAGUAAUCAUGGGAUACGCAUGUGGCCGUGUAUACGUAUUUGUAAUAUUUAUCACUUUG